Molecule: messenger RNA, 5612 nt
Organism: Astyanax mexicanus (Mexican tetra)
Lineage: Eukaryota; Metazoa; Chordata; Actinopteri; Characiformes; Acestrorhamphidae
Exons: 7
Coding region: 2964-4535 (523 amino acids)
Source: RefSeq, a predicted model, not a curated record
GAAUAAAUAUAAUUCAUCUCUCUGCUUUAGUGAUAAAAGUAUACUUUUGUGGAUUAUAUCAACUCAAAAAUACACAUUGUCCGCUGAACCUAAAAUUGUGAUUUCAAUAAAAGCGCAUCUGUUAAGUUUUGCUUGUGCGUCUGACGUCAUGACGUCCAUGCUUGCUGUGACGCCCACAUUUUGGAGAUCUUUCUCUGGCAGCUGAACCGCCAUUUUUGCUCUCUCCGUUUGGACUUGGAAGAAGGCCUGGGAACACGACUCCUUAGACCACCUAAGUGUGGUACUGCAUGUGGAGAUGCAAAGACUGUGGGGGGGAUUUUACAAGAAGAUCUGAACUGCUGAAGCACUACAAGCUAAAUCAUAGACAUUACGGUCGGGGUCACACCUAUCCAUGCACUUACUUAAAUUGUUCAUGUAGACUGAAGACCUGGAAUGCCUUACUGAGCCAUUUGUCCAGAAAUCACCCCGCUCAAAGAACAAAUGCCCUAUCCACAUUCAAAUGCCUUGUUUGUGGUUAUAAUCAACUUUCCGGUGAAAGGGAAUAUUUCCAACACAUCUUUCAGCAUCUUAAAAAUAAGGAGACUGUAACGUGUGUGUUCCAAAACUGUGAAUAUAAAACUAACAUUUAUGAGAACUUUAAAAGCCACAAGUACAGAAAACACUCUGGUACCGUGAACAUCUUUAAGCCGGAAAUAUGUUCUGUGGAAGAAUCUAGUGCCAGUGUGACUAAUGACAUUUCAGAUGUGGAAAGUGUAGGGAGCAUUGUCAAUUUAGAUACUGAUUUGGGCAUUGGGGUUGCUGAAAACUUGGAGAAGGACAUUGAACUUAAGAUUGCUUCAAUCCUCCUUAAGUUAGAAAAUGUCUAUCUUGUGUCUAAUGCAGCAGUAGAUGAACUUUUGCAGGAGUUUAGCUAUUUAAUUGGAUCUCUUUCUCUGCCAAUUACUCAACAGACUGUUAGCAAUGUAUUACAAGAUCAUGGAUGCCAGUUUGACAUACCACUGGUUGAAAAGCUAGCAAGUGCACUCAGUGAGACAAACCCUGUUAAAAAAGCAAUUGGUAAAAAAGGUCCCCUUUCCAGUGCUUGGAGGCGAAAGGCUUACUAUAAGAAGCACUUUAAUGUAGUGGAACCAGUGGAAUAUAUCCUUGACCAAAAGAAUAACAAGUCAUUCCAGUAUGUUUCAAUUUUAAAGACUUUGCAGCAAAUUCUGGACUGUCAGACAAUUUUGGAUCAGGCUGUUAAUUUGACUACUGUAGAUAAAGAGCCUCAGAGAACAUGUGUGCAAGCUUACAGAUCUUUUUUUGAUGGUGAUUUUUUUAAAGAUAAUGGGCUGUUGUCUAAGCAGGAAAGUAUUUCAUUGAUAUUAUACAUUGAUGAGUUUGAAAUAUGUAACCCCCUCGGUACAUCCAAAAGGAAGCAUAAAAUUUGUGGAGUUUAUUGGAUUCUGGGAAAUUUGCCACCAGCUUGUAGCUCUGCUUUGUCCUCCAUCUAUUUGGCUGCUUUAAUCAAAAGUAAUGACCUGAAAUACUAUGGCUAUGAGAAAGUGUUAGAGCCCUUAAUUAAAGAUCUUACUGUUUUGGAGCAGUAUGGGAUAUUUGUAACGAAGUUGGGCAGAACCGUAAAAGGUACAGUUCAGAGUGUGGUUGCUGACAAUCUCGGUGCGCACAGUAUUGCUGGAUUUGUUGAAAAUUUCUCAGGGUCCUAUGUAUGUAGAUUUUGCACUGCCGAAAAAUCAGAGUUUCAGGCUAACGAAGUGAGAAGUGGCACAUUUACUUUGAGAACCAAGGAAGUUCAUGCAGAUCAUUUAAGAAUCCUUGAUGAAAAUCAGUUGGACAGUUACUGUGGUGUGAAAUCAAAUUGUACUCUGUCAAAGCACCUCACAUAUUUUAAUGUUACCACUGGGUUUCCUCCAGAUAUAGUGCACGACCUUUUUGAAGGAAUUGUUCCUUUUGAACUUGCACUUUGUCUCAGUGUGUUUGUCAAAAAAAAGUAUUUCACUUUAUGUGCAUUGAAUGAAAUUAUAUCCUCUUUCAAUUUUAAGUGGGCUGACAAAGCCAAUCGACCUCAUCCUGUGGCUCUUAAUUUUGGAACAAAAAAAACGGUAGGAGGAAAUGCUCACGAGAACUGGAGUUUAAUCAGAUUUUUACCUUUGUUGAUUGGGCAGAGCGUUCCUUGUGAGGAGCCAGCUUGGCAGAUCUUAACAGACCUAAAGGACAUUGUUGAUCUUGUCGUCAGUCCUGUUCAUACUGAAGACUCAAUCGCCUAUCUUGAUUUUAAGGUAUCUGAGCAUAGAAUACGAUUUCAAGAAGUUUUUCCUAGUUGUAUUCUCAAACCUAAGCAUCAUUUUUUGGAGCACUAUCCACACUUGAUACGUCAGUUUGGUCCACUUGUUGCUCUGUGGACGAUGCGCUUUGAAGCUAAGCAUAGCUUUUUUAAAAGAAUUGUGAGAAAUAUCAGGUGCUUCAAAAAUGUGCUACAUUCCCUGUCUGAGCGGCAUCAGUAUCAGAUUGCCCAUCAUUUACAUGCAUGCAGUUUUACCAGACCUCUACUGGAAGUGACCAAUGUUUCCACUGUUCAUAUCGAUGUUCUUAACAGGGAAAUCUCAAGUGCUCUGAAACAGAAGUCAAGUUUGGACUUGGUGUGUUUGGCAAAAUGUGUGACGUAUAAUGGACUAAACUACAAGUGUGGGAUGAUCUUGAUUCAUGGCUCACUAGGAGGACUGCCAGAGUUCAGUGAAAUCCUCCAAAUGGUGAUUCUGCAGGACAAGUUAAUGUUCAUUGUGAAGACGCUCAGUGGAUGGUAUGUGGAACACUACAGAGCCUUCGAUCUCAAAACAUCCCCAGACAAGGAAGUGAAACUUGUUGAGCCACAAGAGCUACUUGAUGCUUACCCACUGGCAGACUACAAAAUUGGAAGGAUGCGACUUGUUACAUUAAAGAGAUACGUCCAUGUUUAAAGGACUGCCAUGGCUAGAUUGAAACCUGCAAGACUAAAGGUCAUUUUGGGGGAGAACAACACUGAAAAACUGACCCUUCCAAAUGGCAUACCAGAGUCACUAGAUGAGCUUCACAGCAAGAUAAAGACUGUUUUUGGGAUUGAGGGCAACAUCAGAUUGCAAUACAUGGACAGAGAUUUUGACAAUGAAUUCUUUAAUCUAAAUUCAACCAGUGAGCUUCAGGAUUUGGGAACAAUCAAGGUGAUCCAGGAACAAACAAAUCCACCUUUAAACACUGCCAAUGAGACCACCUCAUCCCAUUUGGUUUCAUUUGAUUCUGACGACAAUGCUUCAUUGACAUCAGCUGACACUGUAAUUAUCUCAUCCCCUGAGUCUGUGUCCUCUCGAACACAACAGUGGCCAGAAGACUUUCCAGUUCCCAAAUUUUCGUACGACACUGAACUACAACUAGAAAAGGGGAAUUUGGAGUAUCACACAAGUAACAAAAUGUUGACAGUCAGCUCCCGUGUUAAGUCUGAUAUCCUAAAUAGACUAGCAGAACAGAUCUACAAAUACAAAGCCUACCCAGAGGAUAUACAUUUCUGCAUCGUUUCAGAGGCCUUAAUUAAGAAGUACCCUUGUUUGAGAGAACCUGGCUCUUUCAAUGGCUGCUACGGCUGGAAACAGCGGUUGAAGUACAAAAUGGGAAACUACAGAACUCAGCUCAAGUUGCAGGGGUGUCCAGAGCUGUCUGUAAAUUCCCUCAAAUCCAAAGCUGCUACAGAUGCCUUCCCUGCUAAAAAAGUGAAGAGGCCAAAACGAGCUGAAGCUAACUUCUAUCCGUCCCUUCCUACCGGUGAGACUCUAGAAAGCCUUGAAAAAGAGAGACUUGAACUUCUCACAGAGGUCAGGAUACGGAGGAAUGAAAGGGUUAUCACUGGCAAAAUGGCACACACUUUUGCCUACAGACGUCAGGAGGUGGUGAACCAGGAACCCAGCAUUAAGGACUUUAAGGAUAGAUGGCCUGCACUGUUUCAACAGAAGGAGAUCAAUGCAGAGUUCCAAAGGCUCAUGGCUGUUCCACUGGAGGAGAGGUUCAUAGCCCAGCUCGACCACCACACAAGCCAGCUGAUCAAAAUCAUUCGUGCCAAAGGAGGAGCAACACAUCAAAAGACUGCUGACAUCAUGACUAUUUUGGACCAGACUGAGGACAUUCAUCUUCGGAGAGAGUGUGUGCUGAAAGCUAUAAUCAUCUUCCUGGGUGAAAAUGCAGAUGACCUGAUCAAGGAAUAUCAUGACUUGGAUGAUGCUCAGGGGGACCUGGAACAGCAGACCAUUGCUGUGUUUGUCAUUCGAAGAGGGGGGGGUGGAGCACAGGAGCCGCCAGAAGACGUUGGCAUUGUCAUUGAGGGUGUGACUGUGUUGCAUGAACUGUCCUCAGUGGCCUCAGCUUGUGCCCUGCUCCUAGGUUUGAUAUAUGUGCUAAACCUAGCAUAUCCAAAACCCCUCCGGUUCAGUUUUGAAGUGCUCCAAAAAAUCAUCAUGCAACUUGAGCAGCAGAAGAUGUCCCCAAAAGUCCAAAACCUCUGUGUUAGACUUUGAAGUUAGCUUACAUUAGCUGAGAAUUUGUUUGAGCUCAAUAGGGGGGGUGGGGAGUUCUUCACAGUUUUUCAGUUUAAAUUUCUUUAGAUGUUACAGCUAUGUUUGGGCAGUUUAUUAGUAACACUGUGGAGCUGCGACUCUCUGCUGCUGCUGUCUUCUCCCAGUAACUUCUUUUUUUCUUCUCAUUGACAAGUGUACAGUUUUGAUGGCUGUUCUUACAGUCUCAUUGAAUCUCUUAUCGGAUAUGUAUCAGAUUUCAGUAACUCAUGCUGAAGUGGGAAAUGGAAUUGAAUUUUAUUUAUUUAUUUAUUUUUAUUUUUUUUGCUGGUAACAAAAAUACAAAGGAUAUGGGUUACAUGUGACAUAAAGGUCCGAGUUGGGACGCAUUUACUGGCACAAAACAUGUUUUCCUACUGCACUGUGCAAGAGUUGAGGCUUUUUCACAAAUCUUUGUAGGAGCAAGAGUUUUUUGUUGUCCAUGUAUUUCAUUUUAAUGCAUUUCAAAACCAGUUAAACUGAAACAAAAGGAAGCAUCUUUUCUUAAAGUGCUCACGGAAAUAGUCAUGCAACUUAAGCACAGAUAUUUGGCCUUUUUUCAUGUGUUGAAUCUUUUCUAUGUUUUAACGUACAUAUUGGAUUUGCUCUACCGCAAUGUGGAAAAGCCUUAGCUCUGAUUAUGCGCACAUUUUUGCAGGGGCACAUUAUUGCUUGUUCCAAUUGGUUUCUGUUUUGCUAUUUUUCGAGAAAGGUAGAAACAUUUUCUGAGCUGAUGGUUUCAAUUGUUAUAAUCGAUGUAUGAAACUUGAAGUGCCUUAACAUGUAGUUUGAAAUGAUUUGAGAAGCUGGAAUUGUGGAAUAUUUAGAUAAUUUGUUACUGUUUGUGCUACAUUUGUUGACCUCUUAAAUUCAUAUGGGUUCUAUGCUAUUUUUAAAUGUUUAAGCAUGUUUUGCAUGUGUGUUAAGAGGAAGGGACAAAUUACAUCUGUUUUAUGCAGGUUUUAUGCAGGUUUUAUGCAGAUUUUAUGCAGAUUUUUGAGCUGUGAACUUUGCUUACAGAAUAAAAUGUGAAACAUUGGA